CAGCUGUCCGCCGCCAAGGCCGAGCAGUCCGCGGCCCUGGCGGGAGAGCUGCAGCAGCGGGUGGAGCUGCUCACGGAGGCGAACAGCAAGUACUCGGCAGCGCUGGAGGCCCUGAAGCCCCAGCUGGGCGACCUGGACUCGCUGCGGCAGCGCAACGCGGUGCUGUCCGCCGCCAAGGACGAGCUGCAGGCGCAGCUGGAGCACUACGCGGAGAAGUUCGCGGAGUUCCAGGACACGCUCACAAAGAGCAAUGAGACCUUUGCCAGUCUGCGGGACCAGAUGGAGGCCAGCGCCAAGCACCGCACUGCCCUCACUCGCGAGCGCGACGAGGCGCGGCGGCGCGCGGAGAGCAACGACCAGACCAUUGUGGCGCUGGUGCAGGACAGGCUGCAGCUCAAACAGCAGGUGGAGACGCUCACCUCCAAGCUGCGGGGCGAGUCGGACGAGCUGCGCCGCGUGCGCACCCAGAAGGAGCGGUUGGAGGGGCUGUGUCGGGCGCUGCAGACCGAGCUCAAGACCGCAAAGGCAGCGGCGGCAGGGGGGGCGGCAGAGCCUGC
Astrephomene gubernaculifera is the source of this 557-nucleotide messenger RNA. The record is from the annotation of a GenBank genome assembly. NCBI's taxonomy places the organism in Eukaryota, Viridiplantae, Chlorophyta, Chlorophyceae, Chlamydomonadales, Astrephomenaceae.